ACUGCUAGUACGUAUUCUUCGUAUUUCUACUGCUGUAACUAUUUACACAAACACUGACAGAGGAGGAGGCCGAGAUCUGGUGGAAUCGGCCCUUCUCUUUCCAUGGCGUCGCCGCGCAUCCUCCCUUCCUCCCCGCUCCAAAAGCUUGCCACCUUCAAGGACCGCCCGGCCCCCACCGCCGCCGCCUCUCCCCGACCGCCACCCGCCCCCGACGCCUCCUCCUCCCCUCUCGACGCCUUCGCCUCCGACCCCGUCUUCUCCGCCUUCCUGUCCCCCGACUUCGACUCCGCCCGCUUCUCCUCCCAGGCCCUCAGCUCCGGCUCCGCCGCCGCCCUUGCCGAGUCCCUCCAGGACGCCGUCCACCUCCUUCAGGGUCACCUCCGAUCCGAGGUCCUCGCCCGCCACCCCGCCCUCCUCUCCCAGCUCGCCUCCCUCCGCUCCGCCGAGUCCUCCCUCGCCGCCGUCCGCUCCGGCGUCGACGCGCUCCAGUCCUCCCUACGCCGCGCCCGCCAAGAUCUCGCCGAGCCUCGCCGUGUCGUCCGCACCCACACCCUCCAGCUCUCCAACCUCCACGCCGCCGCCGACCUCCUUGCAUCUGCCGCCCGCCUCUUACGCCUCUCCCGCAGGCUCCGCGAUCUCGUCGCUGUGGGGCCUCCCGAUCGCCUUGACCUCGCCAAGGCUGCGGAGAUGCACCGUGAGAUCGAGCUCCUCUACCAGGAGCGCGGCCUCUCUGGGAUCUCCGUCGUCGAGGAGGAGAUCCGUUGGCUCUCGGAGACCGGGAACCGGCUGCGUGCCGAGGCGAUGAAGGCCGUCGAACGGGGCAUGGAUGAGUCCAACCAGAACGACAUCUGGUGCGGCCUCCAGGUGUUCUACAACCUUGGCGAGCUCAGAUCCGCUGUCGACACCCUCGUCAGCAAGUACAAGGGGGUGGGUGUCAAGAGCGUUGGCGUGGCGCUUGACAUGAAGACGAUCUCGACAUCAUCAGGGGGUUUUGGACCCGGCGGGGUGCAGAGGAGCGGGACACCGCAGAUUGGGGCAGGGAAAAGGGCUGCGGAGGCUCUGUGGGAGCGGAUGGGAAGGUGCAUGGACGAGCUUCACAGGGUUGUGACGGCGGUGUGGCAACUUCAGACCGUGCUAUCGAAGAAGAGGGUGCCAUUCACGCAGGUCCUCUUCCUCCAUGAGGUCUGGCAGGAGGGUGAUCCUCUAUUAACAGAUCGGGUCUGGGAAGCACUUGUCAAAGCUUUUGCAAGCCAAAUGAAAUCUGCUUUCACAGCAUCUAGUUUUGUCAAAGAGGCAUUUACACAUGGGUAUCCGAAGUUGUUCUCUAUGAUUGAGAAUCUUCUUGAAAGAAUCUCAAGAGAUACUGAUGUUAAGGGGGUUCUACCAGCUCUCAACCCUGAAGGGAAGGAACAACUGGUUGCUACCAUUAACAUAUUCCAGACAUCAUUUCUAGCUCUAUGCUUAAGUCGUCUCUCAGAUAGUGUAAAUAGCAUAUUCCCUGUGUCUAGCCGUGGAAGUAUUCCCUCCAAGGACCAGAUCUCUAGAAUUGUAUUGCGUAUCCAAGAAGAGAUUGAAGUUGUGAGAAUGCAUGGGCACCUUAUGCUUCUUGUUUUACAUGAAAUUGGCAAAGUUCUGCUCUUGUUAGCUGAGAGAGCUGAAUACCAGAUAUCCACUGGUCCUGAAGCUCGCCAGGUUAUGGGUCCUGCAACUGCAGCCCAAAUCAAGAAUUUUUCCCUUUGCCAGCAUCUGCAGGAGAUCCAUGCACGCAUUACAAGCACUACAUCUUCACUUCCAACCAUAGCCUCAGAUGUCCUGUCACCUUCGCUUGGUGUCAUCUAUGGAGUUGCAUGUGACUCAGUAACCUCAUUAUUCCAAGCGAUGCUUGAUCGCCUGGAAUCUUGCAUCCUGCAAAUCCAUGAUCAAGACUAUGGAGCUGAGGGGAUGGAUGUGUCCAUGGAUAACAAUGCCUCUAAUUACAUGGAUGAGUUGCAGAAAUGCACACUUCAUUUCCGGAAUGAGUUCCUGUCCAAACUUCUGCCUUCUUCUGCUGCUCGUUCUGAGACUAUAUGCACCAUGCUAGUUCGCAGGAUGGCUUCUCGAGUCCUAAUAUUCUUCAUCCGACAUGCUUCUCUGGUGAGGCCUCUUUCUGAGUCAGGCAAGCUGAGGUUGGCAAGGGAUAUGGCAGAGCUUGAGCUCGCUGUUGGCCAGAACUUGUUUCCUGUUGAGCAGCUCGGUGCACCAUAUCGAGCACUUCGUGCUUUCCGGCCUGUCAUCUUUCUGGAGACAGCUCAGCUUGGAGGGUCUUCACUUCUCAAGGAUCUGCCACCAAGUGUGGUACUCCACCACUUGUAUUCUCGAGGCCCUGAUGAGUUGCAUUCACCAUUGCAGAGGAAUAAGCUUACACCUCUUCAGUACUCUCUCUGGCUUGAUUCACAAGGUGAGGAUCAGAUUUGGAAAGGAAUUAAAGCAACCCUUGAUGAUUAUGAGAUAAAGGCCAGAGCUCGAGGAGACAAGGAAUUUAGUCCCGUGUAUCUGCUGAUGCUUCAGAUUGGUUCAUCUUUGACUGAGAACACUUAGUUUCAAUAGUGAGAUUUGAUAUGAUUUUCCAUGAAGUUGUUAUGAUAGAGGCAUACCCAUAAACAUUUUUCUUUGAUUUUGAAAUGUUUUGUCUGCCCAUUUCCUACAUGGAUCGCCAUCAUAGUGGCUCAGUUCUGGUAGUUGGCAAGAAAUUUCAAUGUAAAUGAAAAUUUCUGGACCUUUGCUUUUAUAUAUAGGUUUUACAUGGUCUUAAUUCCAUGUUAAGGUUUCUUCAGAA
Musa acuminata AAA Group (dessert banana) is the source of this 2815-nucleotide messenger RNA. RefSeq names its product conserved oligomeric Golgi complex subunit 5-like. Gene Ontology annotation, biological process: intra-Golgi vesicle-mediated transport. The record is from RefSeq and is a predicted model, not a curated record. Lineage: Eukaryota; Viridiplantae; Streptophyta; Magnoliopsida; Zingiberales; Musaceae. Gene Ontology annotation, cellular component: COG complex. Bases 103 to 2577 code for a protein of 824 amino acids. The transcript has 3 exons.